GCGUAUAAUUCUGUAUAUACUGUAAGAUAACCGACAUUAAGGGUACUAUUUUGCGUUGAAGAAUUUGAAGGAAAGUCUCACAGCUUUGAAUUUGGUCUACGAAAAACUUUGUACUUCACUUUGAAAAUGAGUAGUUCUGAAGAGGUGUCCUGGAUUUCCUGGUUUUGUGGUCUGAGAGGAAAUGAGUUCUUUUGCGAAGUUGACGAAGACUACAUACAGGAUAAAUUCAACCUGACUGGACUAAAUGAGCAGGUGCCCCACUACAGACAGGCCUUAGACAUGAUUUUAGACCUAGAACCUGAUGAUGAACUUGAAGACAAUCCCAAUCAAAGUGACCUCAUAGAGCAGGCUGCUGAGAUGUUGUACGGCCUGAUACAUGCCCGCUACAUCAUGACCAAUAGGGGCAUAGCACAGAUGAUUGAAAAAUGGCAACAGGGAGAUUUUGGAUACUGUCCGAGAGUUUACUGUGAAAACCAAGCAAUGUUACCAAUAGGUUUGUCGGAUGUACCUGGUGAGGCGAUGGUGAAGCUCUACUGUCCAAAGUGUCAGGAUGUUUACACACCAAAGUCCUCCCGCCAUCAUCACACAGACGGGUCUUACUUUGGCACAGGCUUCCCUCACAUGUUGUUUAUGGUCCAUCCAGAGUACAGACCAAAGCGACCUGCCAACCAGUUUGUCCCAAGACUUUAUGGCUUUAAGAUACACCCUCUGGCUUACAACCUACAGAACCAAGCAGCGGCCAACUUUAAAAUGCCAAUGAGGGGACUGGGGCAUAACAACAGUAAACGCUGACUCAUGUAACCACUUCCAGUUAGACACCGCAUUGAAUUAAUGAAUUUAUUUAUGAAGUUACCAGUUCUCCAUAAGGGAGAGGGGUAUAACAUUCAGUCAAAGAGACACUGCAUCUAUUACAAGUAUUUAUGAAGUUAUCACUUUGCCUAGAGGUAGUGAUAUUUAUGUAACACAUGUGUGACAGAUGAAGCGUGAUAAGCAUGUAACCAGUGUUGCGAGGUUAUCAUUACACUGUCCUCCUUUUAAAUUUGUUUCUGAUUUUAUUCGCAAUAUAAAUAUUUUUCUAGCAGUAUCGGUAACACAAUAAUUUCUAAGACAAGUACAUAGAUGUUCAGUAUAGAUAUCUGAACAUCUAUUGAAUUAUGAACAUUGACACAGCCUAAGGAAAUGUAUUGUAGUCAACUGUUGAACAAUUUCUGUGGGAGUUUGAUAUUAUUUAAUGUUUAGUGAUUUUGUCCAAGGGAAAUAUUAUUCAAUACAUCCUCAUUGUGCUUAAACCAUCUUCUUACCGAGACAAAGUGAUUGUUGUGGCUUUAAAUGUAGGGUUAUCAUUGAUAUAUAAAUUUCACAUCCUUCGCCGAGUUAACUUUUAUAAAUAUUGCUGUCCAUCAGUUACUCAUUAUGAUGAUGUUUUGACUGUCAGUUUUCAGGUUAGUAGAACUGCAUAGGUUGUGUUUUCAAAUCUUGUCAAGAUCAUUGACUCAAUUAAUUUACAUCUGUAACAAAUCUAUACUAAUAGAUUAUAAUAUUAAAACAUAAACCAUGGUGAGUAUGGUAUGGAGUUGUAUGCAACUUCAAAUAUGUACAGGACUCCAGAAAUUAGACAACUAUUACAUCUGCUUUUAUCUUUAGGCAAGAUUAUGUGUUGAAUUUUCAAGAAAACAUUUUUUGUGGGUUUUAGUUGACUUAAUGUUGAUUCUGUUUGUAACCCAAAUAAAUUGCUGUUGCUUUCACAGGUAACUUAACCUUGAUGGGGAAAAAGGCAUUAACUGGGGUGAAAUUAUCUUUAUUCCCAAGAUGUUAUAAUUCUUAAAACAUUGAUUGACACUAUCACAUAUUAAAAUACCAUGUAGUUGGUAGUUUUGUUAUACAUCUGUGUUUAUAUGUGAAGAUAUCCAUAUUUAUCUGGCAAUAUGCCUAUGCCUGGUAAUAUGCCCACCCAUAUUUGUUACAGUUCAGUAGAUAUGUCAACAAAUGCUAUUUUAUUGCCCUGUAAUAAGCCCACCCCCUGCUUGGAGUCUGAGAAUCUGUGAAGGCCCCUGGGCUUAUUGCAAGGUAAAUAUGGGACUUGUAUUUGAGUGAAUUUUGUGUAAACUUUGAUGUCUGUAUUUUUGCAACAUGUUGUAAAUAGUGUUUUACCUGUUUAGUAACAGCUAAUUUUAAAAAGUCAAUUCUGUGGCAAUCAGUUUGUGUGAGAAGAGUUGUCUGCCUGGGAACAUUAAGAUAUCAAGUAGGCAUAUACUCCAAUGUGUACUGGCAGUAGUAGCCAAUAUCCUACAUGGGGUUGUUACUAUAAAUAGAGUAUAUGAUACUCACUGAUAGUAUACUGAUGAUGGGUGCCUAGCUGUAGCAGUACAGUACUGCUGGCUUGUAUUCCGUGCUGAACAUUACAUCUUUGUAUAUCAUCGAUGUGUUGUACAUUCACGAUUUUUACGGCUGUUCAACUGUGAGUAUUAAUACAGUAAAUGACAGGCUCUGGUAAUAUACAGACACCAGUCUACUGUGAAAGUUUAAUUCAACAGCAUUAAUUGAAUAACAUAAAACGAUGGAAGCAAGUGGUUAUUGUUUAUUAUGGGGAGGGGACUAAUAGACUGUUUUUGUUUAAGAAACUUAAAUAAAAUAAAAAUGAUGAAUGAAUAUUCUUUAAGUGCUCAUAUCUCAACCAUAUGACUGAGGGGAUAUCUGAUGUUAUUUUUGAACAUGUUCCCAACUGUAUUCAGGUGACCAAACAAAGCCUGUCAAACACAGAACAAUAAGUAGGUGUUGUAAGGCUGUUACUAAGUCAGUUUCCUGCUACUAAGUCAGUUUCCUGCUACUGGUGAUAUAUACGUCUGUGUGUGAUGAGACAAUAUAACGUAUUUAUAGGUAGUUUAAGUAUCAUACCGUAGAUAUCGGUCAUGUACAUCAUAUAUAACAGAUAUAGUGACUGAACUAACCCAGCUGUCAUCCCACUCUCGGUAAGCAAGGAUGACGGGUAUUAGUGUAUCAUUUUGUGUGUAGAUGUUCUGAAAUAUUAAGUGCUGUAUAUAAAACCAUGUCUCUAGAAACAGGUAAAUAAAGUCUGUUUCAUUUUGUAACAAAAAA
Mizuhopecten yessoensis (Yesso scallop) is the source of this 3096-nucleotide messenger RNA. Its product is annotated as casein kinase II subunit beta. Bases 127 to 792 code for a protein of 221 amino acids. Gene Ontology annotation, molecular function: protein kinase regulator activity. NCBI's taxonomy places the organism in Eukaryota, Metazoa, Mollusca, Bivalvia, Pectinida, Pectinidae. Gene Ontology annotation, cellular component: cytoplasm; protein kinase CK2 complex. The transcript has 7 exons. The record is from RefSeq and is a predicted model, not a curated record.